Molecule: messenger RNA, 2072 nt
Organism: Solea solea (common sole)
Lineage: Eukaryota; Metazoa; Chordata; Actinopteri; Pleuronectiformes; Soleidae
Gene: wdr89
Product: WD repeat domain 89
Exons: 2
Coding region: 205-1335 (376 amino acids)
Molecular function (GO): protein binding
Source: RefSeq, a predicted model, not a curated record
AGUCGGGCAUAAAUGUUACACGGAGCACAUCCUCCACGCGUGUUUGACUUAUAAGUAGUUAUUGCCGAUGUUUACCGUGAGUCUUUGAUUUAGCACUAAUGCUAAUGGACUUAAUAUCACGAAUAAACAUGUCAUAGAGUUUUGUUUCACGUGGAGACGGAAGUGUUUUCUCUUGACCAGCGGACAUUACUGCAGAAAAAAGCAAUGGAGAGUUUGGAGGAGAAGCUCAAAGGUCUGUCCAUCGCUCGGCGCUGUCGUCCAGAAGAGGCCACCUACCUGCUGCACGUGGCCCUGCAGCCGCCCGGUCUGCUGGCAGUGACCUGCUCCAACUUCACGCUCCACCUGCACAACAAGGACACUCUGAAGCUGGUGGCGGAGUAUCGCGGUCACACCAAGCCGCUGUGUGGGGUCACUUUUCCCCGCAGCUCUCCCGACCUGCUCUACUCCGCCUCUGCUGACGGCACAGUGCGGGGCUGGGACGUCCGCCGCCCCGGGUCACAGGCGGUCCAGAUGUUUAAGAGCGACCCGGCGCACAGCUACUGCAGCUUCGACCUGAGCUGCAGCGACACGCUCCUGUGUGCCGGCACGGAGCAGGUGAACGGCGAGGACAGCUUCCUGGUUUUCUGGGACACCAGGAAGCCAGAUAGGGGCGGGCUGCUGGGCGUGUACUCCGAGUCGCACAGCGAUGACAUCACACAGGUGUGCUUCCACCCUCGUGACAAAGACCGCCUGGCGUCGGGCUCCACAGACGGCCUUGUUAAUGUUUUCGACCUGAGCCGGGGAGCGGAGGAGGAGUCGCUGCUCGCCACCUGUAACAGCGACUCGUCGGCCGGCUCCGUCUGCUGGUCCGGACAGGAUUACACUCAGCUGCUGUGCCUCAGCCACGACGAGGGGCUGCACCUGUGGGACCUGAGCCAGCUGGACACGGACGAGCCGCUCACCGUCUUCAGCACCGAGGACGCUCGCGGCCUGACGCCGCUGCCCGGCGGAGUGGGCGUGGAUUACGUGGUCGGAGGGACGUGGCUGGAGGAGGCGCAGAAGCUGCUGGUGGUGGCGGGGAUGAACAGCGGCGAUCUGCACCUGAUGGAGUGUGACGACAAGGGGCUGCGGCUGCUCACAAGCCUGAAGGGCGGCCACGCCUCCACGGUGCGCUGCUUCCUGUGGGACGCGGCGGGGGAGGCGCUGGUGACGGGGGGUGAGGACGCACAGCUGUUGCUGUGGAAACCAGGAGGGGCGGAGCUGACGGCGGGAAAACGGGAGUCCAUGAAGAGCCAAUCGGCUUUGAGAUUCCAAACCAGGCCGCAUAAAAAACAUGGCUUCCAGAAGAAGAAGUAGGCAAAGACCUGACGGCAGCUUUCAGAAGAGAAAUGACUGUCACUGGACAACUAACGUGGACUUAUAACAAGAAUCUAGUGUAGUUUUGGAGUGAGUUUUAUCCAGUGUCUCUCCGGAGUCAAACAGGAAGUACUGAACCAUUCUGUGAACAAGUCUUUUUAAACAGACUGAUACGAAAUCAUGGAACACAACGUGACUGAUACUAAACUCGAGUCGAGUCGAGUAGAGCUGUAUAAUAGAAAUGUCUUAUUUUGUCAAUUCGACCAGUAGCUCCUCGAGCUAAAAUCACUGAUUGUCUCUAUGGGCUUUGGUGUGGGAGAGUGAGUGGUUUACAAACUUCAAUUUCCUGUUGGAAAAGUCUGUCUCAUAGUGAGAUAAAGACGUGAACAGGUUCUGAAGACCAAUAUAGAUUUUAUCAGGUGAGUCUUUUGUCAGUACCUCAUAUCGCCACAUUUCAAAAAUCAUGAACUGUCUCAUGAACUCUACUAACAGCUAGAAAACAACAAAAGAUUGUUUUAAAUGAUGAUUUAGGGUGAAAAAAAAUUGGACUUUAUUGAAAAUGUUGCCAAAUGUGCAUGGAUGUAUGUUUGUAAAGUUAGUACAAACAAAAAUACAAAGAAUGGUUUACACACUGCCGUAAAGCUUGAUUGUUUUCCACUUUUUAAUUCUAAUUUAUUGAUGAAAAGUCAAAAUUCACAGCAUUUUCAUCUGUGUUUUAAAUAAAUGCUUUCAUUUUA